Ceratitis capitata (Mediterranean fruit fly) is the source of this 754-nucleotide messenger RNA. RefSeq lists its product as uncharacterized. The transcript is spliced from 3 exons. Lineage: Eukaryota; Metazoa; Arthropoda; Insecta; Diptera; Tephritidae. The coding region runs from base 64 to 699 and encodes 211 amino acids. The record is from RefSeq and is a predicted model, not a curated record.
UUCUAAGGCAAAAUAAGAGUAAAUUUUCAAAGCGAUUUGUGAAAUAUUCUGUUCGAAAUUGCAAUGCAAUUAGUCGGUCGUACAAUUUUCAUUGCCGUGUGCAUUUUAAGUGCCUACGCCAUACCCAACUAUAUCGAUGUAAAGGCAUCUGAAAACGAAAAUAAUGGCGUCCUUGGAUUGUUGGUCGCUCAGAUGCGCUCCGCGCUAAUUGAUACUCGUGCUCUGACACCAGCAGAGACUACAUGCGCCACGAAUUACAAUAAUCGUACACAACAAAUCAACAAUCUUCUCACCACUCAGACUAAUGCCUGUUUCGAGAAUGCCAAUCGUACUUUAAUGUCCAAUAAGAAGAGUGCAAAUAAAACUAUUACAAGUAUACGUAAGAGUUUAAACAAAUUGCAACAACAAUUGGCCAACUGUUCAUCAGUAACAGAGGCGGAGAAAUUUAUCAACUGCACCACUAAUUUGUUCGAUGAGAGCUUACAUCUGCUGGACACUGUCAAUUCAAAAGCUUACCAAGUGGAGGCACAAAUUGCCGCCAAUCAGUCGCAAGUAUUUGUAGUGCGUAGUGCAUGCGUCAGCGCUGUCAUCAGCGGUGGCAAGGCUAAUCUGACUCAAACUGCCAACGACUACCAGCUAUGUUUGGGCAACAUAUCAGAUUCCUAUCUGCACGAUAAAUCGAUUGAGUUGCUGGAUUAAAUGCGAAAUAAAAAAAUUAAGAAGAAAACUUUAACUGACUUGAGGAAUAUUACAA